UUGUGAUAUUGCACCAUAGAUUCCUUUUACAGCUUGGUAGUAGUGGUUAACCAAGCUCCCAAAUCUUGUGGGUAUAGCCUGGUGGAGAAAGCUAAAAAGCUCAUCUUUACUGCUGCUUAUAAAGGGUGUCAUGUCAAGACUGUGGGCAAACAUUAUGAGUUAACCAUUGUUCAUCAGACCAGUACUGGAGAAAAGCUGCAAAAGCACAUGAUGUGCCCUGUACAGAGGAUUGUGGCUCAUCAAGGCUGCAACCUACCAAGGAAUAAACAAGUGACCUGUGGUCCUCCUGGUGCUAAACCCCACUCCUGCUUGGCUAAUAGAUGUUGUGUGGAUGAAGAAACGUCACACUGUUAUUACCCCAUGGACACAUGCACAGCAGAUGGCCACUUUGUCUUUGCGGUUUACCGCACUGCCAGUAAACCUGAAGUGGACCCAGCAACGUUGGUGGUUUCGGGCAACAAGUCUUGUCUCCCUGUGAUCUGCACUCCACAAUUUGCCAUUUUUAAAUUCCCAGUGACUGGCUGUGGCACUUACGUCUUUGUCAUUGCUGAAACUACAAUUUAUGUGGCCGAAGUGCAAGGCCUAAUCAGACGCAAGCUGCAAACAUAUGGGCUGAUUACAAGAGACAGUCCAUUUCGUCUCCAGGUGGAAUGUCGCUACUCCAAAGGAAGUCUGACCAGCACUGGCUACUUGGUAAUGAAUGUGUCUCCUCCUCCUGCUUCCAUUUCUUCCGAGCAACUUGGAGUUUCUUUAAGAAUUGCUAAAGAUGAAAGCUACUCUUCAUUCUACCCAUAUUCCCAGGUACCCCUUAGCUUAUUGUUGGGUAAUAAAGUCUACCUGCAACUCCAACUUGCAAACCCACCUGAACCUAAUGUGGUGUUGCUGGUACAUUACUGCAUUGCAUACCCUCGUUCUUCAAUGAAUGCUUGGGUACUCAUCUAUGAAGGGUGUCCACAUAAUGAAUCUGCAGUCAAUUUGAUUUUAAAAGAUUUAGCGGGGUAUCCUUUGCCAAAAUAUAUCCGUCGCUUUGACCUCCAAACAUUUCAGUUUCUGGACCCCAGGACUUGGAAACGCCUGGAUGAAGAGGUUUACUUCAUGUGCUCAACUGAAAUUUGCCCAGCGGCAUCUCAAGCUUGCAAUGAAGGCUGCUUUGAUGGAGGAAUAAUGCCAAGCCCUGCUUCUGAUGCUUUAGAUAAACACUGCUCAGGACGUUUUUGUCCCAAAAGUGCCCACAUUGCUAAGAGAGCCAUUGAAGGGCCUGUAGCCAUGUCUGAAAAUCUAAACCCGGAGAAUUUUCAUUUUUAUGGUACUCCUUUUUACAAGCUGACCCUCCUAUUCUUAGGACUCCUCUGCUUGGUUAUUGCUGCAGCCCUGUUAAUUCUCAGAAAUGCUAUGCAAGACAGACAUUAACUUAAUAAA
Molecule: messenger RNA, 1419 nt
Organism: Erpetoichthys calabaricus (reedfish)
Lineage: Eukaryota; Metazoa; Chordata; Cladistia; Polypteriformes; Polypteridae
Product: zona pellucida sperm-binding protein 4-like
Exons: 11
Coding region: 208-1410 (400 amino acids)
Biological process (GO): binding of sperm to zona pellucida; prevention of polyspermy
Cellular component (GO): egg coat
Molecular function (GO): structural constituent of egg coat; acrosin binding
Source: RefSeq, a predicted model, not a curated record